CACCUUUCCACCAUGCGUGAGGCUAUCUGCAUCCACAUUGGCCAGGCCGGUUGCCAGGUUGGCAAUGCUUGCUGGGAACUUUUUGUUAGAGCACAUGGCAUCCAACCGGACGGUUCUAUGCCCUCUGACAAGACGAUUGGCGUCGAGGAUGACGCGUUCAACACGUUCUUCUCCGAGACGGGCUCUGGCAAGCACGUUCCGCGCGCCAUCUUCCUGGACCUCGAGCCGACCGUCGUCGACGAGAUCCGCACCGGCACCUACCGCCAGCUGUUCCACCCCGAGCAGCUCGUGUCCGGCAAGGAGGACGCCGCGAACAACUACGCGCGCGGGCACUACACCAUCGGCAAGGAGAUCGUCGACCUCGCGCUCGACCGCAUCCGCAAGCUGGCGGACAACUGCACCGGCCUGCAGGGCUUCAUGGUCUUCCACGCCGUCGGUGGCGGCACGGGCUCCGGCCUCGGCGCGCUGCUGCUCGAGCGCCUCUCCGUCGACUACGGCAAGAAGUCCAAGCUCGGCUACACCGUGUACCCGUCCCCCCAGAUCUCCACCGCCGUCGUCGAGCCGUACAACAGCGUGCUCUCCACGCACUCCCUGCUCGAGCACACCGACGUCGCCACCAUGCUGGACAAUGAGGCCGUCUACGACCUGACCCGUCGCAGCCUCGACAUCGAGCGCCCGACGUACACGAACGUGAACCGCAUCAUCGCGCAGGUCGUGUCCUCCCUCACCGCCUCCCUCCGCUUCGACGGCGCGCUCAACGUCGACCUGACCGAGUUCCAGACCAACCUGGUGCCCUACCCGCGCAUCCACUUCGUGCUCACGAGCUACGCCCCCGUCAUCUCCGCCGAGAAGGCCUACCACGAGCAGCUCUCCGUCGCCGAGAUCACCAACGCCGUCUUCGAGCCCGCCGGCGCCCUCACCCGCUGCGACCCCCGCCACGGCAAGUACAUGUCGUGCUGCCUCAUGUACCGCGGCGACGUCGUGCCCAAGGACGUGAACGCCAGCAUCGCCUCCAUCAAGACGAAGCGCUCCAUCUCCUUCUGCGACUGGUGCCCCACCGGUUUCAAGGUUGGCAUCAACUACCAGCCCCCGACCGUCGUGCCCGGCGGCGACCUCGCCAAGGUGCAGCGCGCGUGCUGCAUGAUUGCGAACAGCACCGCGAUCGCCGAGGUGUUCGCGCGCAUCGAUCACAAGUUCGAUCUCAUGUAUUCCAAGCGAGCGUUUGUUCACUGGUACGUUGGUGAGGGUAUGGAAGAAGGAGAGUUCUCUGAAACCCGCGAAGACCUUGCAGCUCUUGAGAAGGAUUACGAAGAGGUUGGUGCUGAGGGCGCCGAUGGCGAAGGCGAGGAAGAUGUUGAGGAGUACUAA
This is a messenger RNA of Bactrocera neohumeralis, 1368 nucleotides long. Its product is annotated as tubulin alpha chain-like. Gene Ontology annotation, molecular function: structural constituent of cytoskeleton; GTP binding. The record is from RefSeq and is a predicted model, not a curated record. Lineage: Eukaryota; Metazoa; Arthropoda; Insecta; Diptera; Tephritidae. Gene Ontology annotation, cellular component: microtubule; cytoplasm. Gene Ontology annotation, biological process: microtubule cytoskeleton organization; mitotic cell cycle.